Penicillium longicatenatum is the source of this 2067-nucleotide messenger RNA. RefSeq names its product putative APSES transcription factor. Gene Ontology annotation, cellular component: SBF transcription complex; MBF transcription complex. Lineage: Eukaryota; Fungi; Ascomycota; Eurotiomycetes; Eurotiales; Aspergillaceae. Gene Ontology annotation, molecular function: DNA binding; protein binding; transcription regulator activity. Bases 1 to 2067 code for a protein of 688 amino acids. The record is from RefSeq and is a predicted model, not a curated record. The transcript is spliced from 3 exons.
AUGGAUUCCAUUUACUCGGCCACCUACAGUAAUGUGCCGGUCUAUGAAUUCAAAAUCGAUGGCGACAGUAUCAUGCGACGGAGAUCGGAUGAUUGGGUGAAUGCAACUCAUGUGCUUAAAGCUGCUGGUUUCGACAAGCCUGCGAGAACUCGGAUCCUGGAACGGGAGGUUCAGAAAGGAAAUCAUGAGAAAGUGCAAGGUGGUUAUGGAAAAUACCAGGGUACAUGGAUUCCACUCCAGGAGGCUCGCCUGCUAGCGGAGCGCAACAAUGUUCUCGCCAAGCUGGCACCUAUCUUCGAUUACGUUGCCGGUGACCGCAGCCCUCCACCUGCACCCAAACACACAUCUGCGGCCUCAAAACCCCGUGCUCCGCGUAAAUCUGCCAAGAAUCCCGUGGCCGUCGCCACAGAGGCCUUCUCCGUGAUCCAACCAACUCCAAAUCGAUCCAUGGGCCCUCCAACCCUUACCCACGAACAAUACGAGUUGAGCAACGGCUUCGAUGACAACGAGUCCAUCGAACAGGCAAAUCUCGAAUCCUCCUCAAUGAUGGCAGAUGAAGAUAUGCUGCAAAUGUCUCACGGAGGGCGAAAGCGCAAGCGCGGCAUGAACGAAGGUCCCACUAUGACCAUUACUGAACAGGAGCACAUCAUGUAUGGUGAUCAGUUGCUCGAUUAUUUUAUGACUGUUGGCGAUGCACCACAAGCGACACGCAUUCAUCCUCCAGUCCCUCCCGCCCAUUUCCAAAUCGACCGUCAAAUCGACGACUCAGGUAACACGGCACUGCACUGGGCUUGCGCUAUGGGCGAUUUGGAGAUUGUCCAAGAUCUACUUCAUCGAGGGGCCAAUGCCAAGUCACUGUCCGUUCACGAAGAGACCCCACUUGUUCGAGCAGUGUUGUUUACGAAUAACUACGAAAAACGAACUUUCCCUACUCUUCUGGAUGUGUUGCUGGACAGCAUAACAUUCCGGGACUGGUUUGGAGCUACCAUCUUUCACCACGUCGCUGAGACCACCCGGAGCAAAGGAAAAUGGAAGAGUUCUAAGUACUACUGCGACGUCCUUCUAGAUAAGCUGUGCAAAAAUUUCUCUCACGAUGAGGUCGACUUGUUGCUGGCUUGCCAGGAUGACAAUGGCGACACAGCUGCCCUUGUCGCUGCUCGCAAUGGGGCGUUCCGCCUGGUGAAUAUGCUGACGGCCCAUUGCCCUCGAUCUGCCGACCUUGUGAACAAAAAAGGAGAAACGGCUGCUCAGAUCACCCAGCGAUCCCAAAGUGAGAAUGAUAUCCCGCCUGCACCAUCGUCCAUCACCAUGGCAAACGACCACAUGGAAGGUGAAUUGGGUGGUCUGAUGCCUUCAGACCGCAUGUCCAUUGCACCGCCACCAAUCGAUCCCUCUGCAAACUCGGACUUGCUUUCCAAGAUCGGUGCAAUCAUGGCGGAGGCCAACAAGAAACUUGCGAUGACAUACAGUAAUACCAAAAUCUCUCCACAGGACUCCACCGACGUUGCAAACCCCGAGGCACUCUUUGAACAACUCGAAUCAGAUCGUGAGAAGAUCCAGAAGCAAGUGAUCGCUCUGGGUACCAAGGAGGCUGAGCACGAGCCUAGUGACACUCAGCUUCGCCGUUACGAGAAAUUGCGUGGAACCUAUGAGUCUCUUCUUGAGCGUGUGCAGUACGACCGUCUUGUGGAAAAAUUAUCCUCGGCGAAGGCAAUCACGUCCCCGAACUCACACUCUCUCGGCCCGGAAGAGCUGAUCGCUCAAUACCAACUUGCACGCGAGCUCUGCGCUGCACAGAAGACGCGACGUAACGCGGUACGAGACCUUGCUCAGCAAACCGCGGACGCGGGUGUGAGCACCAAGUUCGAUGUGCAUCGUAAGCUGGUGGCUCUAGCCACUGGCUUGAAAGAAGAGGAGCUUGACCCGAUGGCGGCUGAGCUGGCCGAAACCCUGGAGUUUGACCGCCUGAAUGGCAAGGGCACAUCUCCCGAGCCGGGCCAUCACCGACUGCCAUCUCAGGUAGAGUCCGCCCCGCUGCCUCCCGGCCCUGUUCCUGUCGAUAACUAG